UCUGUCUCUGUUUUCAUAUAUAGAACAAAUUUCACACAUUCAUAUACACGGAUUGAGAGACAAAUAUAGAGAUCAGAUCUUAGGUAAAAUUGAAGAAUGAAGGCAUUGAACAGUGGAGGAGAUCUAUUGAAAUCAUCAUCUACAUUCAUUAAAAUCUCUGUAUUCAUAUUCAUAUCACUGGCUUUCUUCUACUUGGGCAAGCGCUGGUCCGAUGGCUCUCAACAACUCAUCUUCUUCAACUCUCACCAAUCACCACAGACCCCCUCCGUUUCUCUCUCCCCUAAUUUCAACUACACUUUUAAUCUCUCUUCCCUCGUAAACCAGUCCGUUUCAUCCCAGAUCCAAACGCUACCUUCAAUUCCGCCACUUUCAAAUCCACAAGCAAACUCAGAUGAGCAAUUACUUGCUCCGCCGGUUCUUCCACCGCCGCCGGUGGUACAGAGGAUGGGAGUGGUGGACGAGAAUGGAGUGAUGACGGAUGAUUUUGAGAUUGGCGAAUUCGAUCCUGAUUCGUUCGAGAAGUGGAAUGAGACUGAAGAGGCGGUUGAGGAAGUAGGGGCUAGGGUUAGUGUUAAGAAGUUUCGGCUGUGUCGGGAGAGUAUGAGGGAGUACAUACCGUGUUUGGACAAUGUGGAGGCGAUUAAGAGGUUGAAUUCGACGGAGAAAGGGGAAAAGUUUGAGCGGCACUGUCCAGAGAAAGGUCACGGCUUGAAUUGUUUGGUUCCGCCACCUAAGGGGUACCGACCUCCAAUUCCGUGGCCUAGAAGCCGCGAUGAGGUAUGGUUCAGCAAUGUGCCCCAUACGCGGCUAGUUGAAGAUAAAGGUGGUCAAAAUUGGAUUACUGUGGACAAGGAUAAGUUUAAGUUUCCAGGAGGUGGCACACAGUUUAUACAUGGGGCAAAGCAGUACUUAGAUCAGAUUGAAAAGAUGGUCCCUGAAAUUGCUUUUGGUCGUCAUACUCGAGUUGUAUUGGAUGUUGGAUGUGGUGUGGCAAGUUUUGGUGCUUAUUUGUUAUCGAGGAAUGUGCUCACAAUGUCGAUAGCUCCAAAGGAUGUUCAUGAGAACCAGAUUCAAUUCGCGCUUGAGCGUGGUGUCCCUGCAAUGGUUGCAGCUUUCGCAACUCGGCGUCUAUUGUAUCCGAGUCAGGCUUUUGACUUGGUUCAUUGUUCAAGAUGCAGAAUUAAUUGGACUCGUGAUGAUGGGAUUUUACUGCUUGAGAUCAACAGGAUGCUCCGGGCAGGAGGAUACUUUGCUUGGGCAGCACAGCCUGUUUAUAAGCAUGAAGUGCUCCUGGAAGAACAGUGGGAAGAGAUGGUUAACCUCACCAAUCGUCUUUGCUGGAAUCUUGUGAAGAAGGAAGGGUACAUUGCAAUAUGGCAAAAGCCAUUUAACAACAGUUGUUAUAAAAACCGCGAGGCUGGAACCCAACCACCUCUGUGUGAACCUAAAGAUGACCCGGACAAUGUUUGGUAUGUAGGUCUGAAGGCCUGUCUUACUCGACUACCUGAGGACGGAUAUGGAGCAAAUGUUACAACAUGGCCUGCACGCCUGCAGAAUCCUCCUGAUAGACUCCAGAGCAUUCAAAUCGAUUCCUAUAUUUCUAGAAAGGAGCUUUUUAAGGCAGAAUCGAAAUACUGGAAUGAAAUAAUAGAAAGCUAUGUCCGUGCUUUACAUUGGAAGAAAUACAAACUUAGAAAUGUACUGGACAUGAGAGCUGGGUUUGGAGGAUUCGCAGCAGCGUUGAUUGAAAACAAAUUGGACUGCUGGGUUCUGAAUGUUGUUCCUGUUAGUGGGCCCAACACCUUACCUGUUAUAUAUGACCGUGGACUUCUAGGAGUUAUUCAUGACUGGUGUGAACCAUUUGAUACAUACCCGAGAACCUAUGAUCUAUUGCAUGCAGCUGGUCUCUUCUCUAUUGAACGAAGAAGAUGCAAUAUCUCUAGCAUCAUGCUUGAGAUGGAUCGGAUUCUGAGACCUGGAGGGCGUGUGUACAUCCGUGAUUCUAUUGCUGUCAUGGAUGAACUUCAAGAGAUUGGGAAGGUCAUGGGUUGGCAUGUGUCUUUGCGCGACACAUCUGAAGGCCCUCAUGCAAGUUAUAGAAUCUUAACUUGUGAUAAACGCCUCUUACGCUCUUGAGGCAUUGGGAUACAGAAUUACAUUGGACGUUAUCAUUACUCCUCUUGACAUUCCUGCCAAGAACAAUGCAAGUAAUUUGUCUGGCACCAUUGCAUAGGGAUUACUCCUCGAACUCUCGCCAUUCUGCAGAGAAGCGGGGAAAAGUAUGGUUGCUGAAACCUCAGUACAGGUAACAAUUUGUUGACCGUGCAGCAUAAUGUUGCAACUCAUGUAUAGAAUAGUGUGAUUGAGCCUCAUUUGACUACAGUUCAGAAAAAAAAAGGCAUUAUUUGAUUACCCUGUAUGAGUAGAAAAUACAUGAGGGUUUUAUAGCUCCUAACCUAACACAGUUGUUUCUUACCCAAUUGAUUAGGAAAUACAUACAAAGCUUCAAUUCUUCACUCUGUGCUUGUAUUAUUAUUGCCCACAUAUGCAAGGUUCUUCAAAUGGCUAUAUAUGCUCGGUUAAAGCACAAUUGAUCAUUUUGUCG
Messenger RNA from Ilex paraguariensis (yerba mate), 2605 nucleotides. The record is from the annotation of a GenBank genome assembly. NCBI's taxonomy places the organism in Eukaryota, Viridiplantae, Streptophyta, Magnoliopsida, Aquifoliales, Aquifoliaceae.